Molecule: messenger RNA, 1897 nt
Organism: Morus notabilis
Lineage: Eukaryota; Viridiplantae; Streptophyta; Magnoliopsida; Rosales; Moraceae
Product: cationic amino acid transporter 6, chloroplastic
Exons: 5
Coding region: 26-1885 (619 amino acids)
Biological process (GO): transmembrane transport; amino acid transport
Cellular component (GO): plasma membrane
Molecular function (GO): amino acid transmembrane transporter activity
Source: RefSeq, a predicted model, not a curated record
ACCAAAUUCUUUCACAAACGAUAUUAUGGCCAGUACCAAUAUCCAAAAUACUGCACCGGCCAGUACCAAUAUCCAAAAUACUGCACCUAUUAACAACAACAUGACCAACAAUAACAAUAACAAUAUCUUCUUCUCUAACUACCUAAAUUCCCUAUUCCAAACGCCCCACAGGCUUAGGAAGAGAAUGCUAGCCACAUGGACGCCUGAGCAGGAGCUUAACCAAGUGAGGCAAAGGUCCGGGGCUGACAUGAAAAGGAAACUCAAAUGGCAUGAUCUAUUGGCCCUCGGUUUAGGAGGAAUGCUCGGUGUCGGCGUUUUUGUCGCCACCGGCGAGGUCGCUGUUCAUUCCGGUCCUUCGGUGUUCAUCUCUUAUUUCAUUGCCGGAAUAGCAGCCCUUCUUUCCUCCUUGUGUUAUGCUGAAUUCUCAGUUCAAAUCCCAGUUGCUGGUGGUGCCUUCAGUUAUCUAAGAUUAACCUUUGGAGAAUUUGUGGGGUAUUUUGCAGGGGCAAAUAUACUGAUGGAGUAUGUAUUGUCGAACGCUGGUGCAGCAAGAAGUUUUACAGAAUACAUGUCGUUUACAUUUGGAGAAAACAACCCAAAAGCUUGGAGAGUGCAUGUGGAAGGGCUGAUGACGAAUUAUGAUGAGUUGGAUUUCCCAGCUGUUGCUCUUAUUCUCCUCCUCACUUUCUGCCUAUGCCACAGCACAAAGGAAAGUUCCAUGUUGAACUUGGUUAUGACCGUGUUUCAUCUGGUCUUCUUUGGAUUCAUAAUAAUUGCUGGCUUGUACAAAGGGAGUACCGACAACUUGAUAAAGCCAAAUGGAUUAGCUCCUUUUGGUGUUAAAAGCAUUAUUGACGGAGCAGCAAUAGUCUACUUUGGUUAUAUAGGCUAUGAUUCAGCUUCAACAAUGGCAGAAGAGAUCCAAAAUCCUUCGAAGAUACUCCCCAUUGGCAUAGUCGGUUCGGUUCUCAUUAGCUCCGUCAUUUAUUGUCUCAUGGCCUUGUCUUUAUGUCUAAUGGUUCCUUAUUAUAAGAUACAAAAGAAGGCAUCAUUUUCAGUGGCUUUCCAAAGCAUUGGAUGGAAUUGGGCAGGCAAUGUUGUAGGGGCAGGUGCAAGUUUGGGAAUUGUGGCAUCUUUGCUUGUAGCCAUGUUAGGCCAAGCCAGGUACCUGUGUGUUAUCGGAAGGGCUCGAUUAGUGCCAUCUUGGUUAGCCAAGGUGCAUCCUUCAACUGGCACACCUUUGAACGCUACACUCUUCCUUGGACUUUGCACAGCAUCAAUAGCACUCUUUGUGGACCUAGACAUAAUCCUCCAAAUGAUCUCCAUCGGCACUCUCGUCGUUUUCUUUCUUGUCGCCAACGCUCUCAUCUACCGCCGCUACGUCGUCAUCGGCAACAACCCUCCCUCCAAAAUCCUCCUCUUCCUCUUCCUCCUCUCGUCCGCCGCCCUCGGGUUUUCCCUCUGGUGGCACAGCAAGCCCCAUUGGUGGGGCCUCCACAGCAAGCUCCAUUACUGGGGCCUACUGCUCUUCUGCGGCGCCACUCUCUCCAUAAUAGUCCUUUUCCACUACUUAGUCCCUAAUUGCCGCGCAAACUACCCUUCAGGGACAUGGUCCGUGCCCUACAUGCCGUGGCCUCCUGCCCUAUCUAUCUUCCUUAACAUCUUCCUCAUGACCACUCUAACGAGUCUUUCCUUUCAAAGAUUUGCAAUAUGGACGGUUCUGAUAUCUUUGUUCUAUAUGCUUUAUGGGGUCCACCAGACUUACCAAGCGGAGGAGACUGAUCAGAUCAUGCUUGGUAAUGGUGAUCAUGAUCAAGUGAAUUCGGCGGGUCAGCAAUCUAAGUUGGACAAUAUUCAAGUGCUGUCAGUAAUUAGUCAUGUUUGAGGAUUUUGUGAA